AUGCACACAACACCUGAAGAGAAGGCCGCGCGGCUCCAAACGCAGCGCCAGGGCAAAGCCAAGGCCCGCGCAGCCCAGGAGACGAACGCGACGUCGGACGACGAGGCUACGCGGCUCCAAAAGCAGCGCCAGGGCAAAGCCAAAGCACGCGCCGCUCAGAAGGCGAGUGAGACGCCCGAAGAGAAGGCUGCGCGGCUUGACAAAGAGCGCCAGGCCAAAGCGGAUGCGCGCGCCGCCCAGGAGACGAACGCGACCCGCUUCGACGCCGAGCUCCAGCUCGACAACGUGUACAUCAUCACGAACGCGCUGGUCUCUAGCCACGACGAUUUCGGUCGUAAAUUCGACCCGCACCCCGACUUCGGCCUCCGAUUGUUCUCGGACACCAUCGUCCGCUGGGUGGACGACGACCUCCUCAUCCCGGAGAUCAAUGUCUCUGGAGACAUUACAGCGAUGCCAACGAUGCCCGCGCUCCAAGUCAUCGAAGACGUUGGCAUGCUCGCGAUCUGCCACUCACUUGAACCUAGCGCCGACGACAAGAGCUUUGCCACGCUGGUGGAUGACUCGGCAGGCGGCUCUCGCGCCACCAUUCGUCUUACGUUGUACGGCAAGCAUGCCCGCUCAGCGACACAAGAUCGGUUUGGCCAGUGCCUCUUGCUUCAGCGUUUCAAAGUCAACGAUGGCGCCAUCUCAGCCUCCGCUCAUACAUGCAUUUCCAUUGCUGCUUCGUUGCCCGAGGCCAAGCGUCUCCUCCACUGGUACAGCACUCAGUGA
Messenger RNA from Saprolegnia parasitica CBS 223.65, 771 nucleotides. RefSeq lists its product as hypothetical. The coding region runs from base 1 to 771 and encodes 256 amino acids. Lineage: Eukaryota; Oomycota; Saprolegniomycetes; Saprolegniales; Saprolegniaceae. The record is from RefSeq and is a predicted model, not a curated record. The transcript has a single exon.